CGCCCUACUCAUUCAUCAAUACAAGUCUGCAAAUCGCGAGUAUGGAUCGUGGUGUCGGUAUCAGUACAGCUCCAAAGGUUCAGGUCCUUCCGAAGUCUAGUCUAAACGAUGAGGAUCUUCACAUCAAGGCAGUUGGUCUAAGACCGUAUCAGCGUGUCACCCUCAAGGCUCACGUCUUCACAGAAUCGGGAAGACGUCGGUUCGAAUCUCAUGCCCAUUACCUGGCAGAUGACAAAGGAACAGUGGAAGUUGAGAGGGCACCAUCACUCGGUGGUAGUUACCAGGGUAUCGAACCUAUGGGGUUGCUUUGGAGCUUAGAACCAGCACCGGAGAUUGCUCACAAGAGACCUCGUCUGGUCAAGCGCAACAUCCAGAAGCCUUUCAUCUACACCUUCCAGCUGGUAGAUGAUGUAGAGAAUAUAGUGAUGCAUUCCACUUCGGUUGAGAGAUGGUAUCUAGCCAGCUAUGUGGAACGGCAUCUGGUACAACACGGGAUUGCAGAUGGGUACUUGUAUAUUCCGAAAAAGAAGGGUUCCUCCGAUCCGAUGCCGGUGAUUCUUGAUAUCAGGGGUGCUGUUCCUUUCUUAGUAGAAGACAGACCCUCCUUGAUGGCAUCUCAUGGCUUUGCUGUCUUCUCCAUCGACUACUUCCGCAAGAUGAGUGCUGAUUGGGACUUCUUCGGUGACAUACCCAAAUACUUCGAUCUCAAGAUAUUUCUGGACCUCUUCGAUUUCAUAGCAAACCAUCCUCGUCUUGAUAGCAGUCGAGUUGGGAUUGUCUCUUCGUGCCUCGGGAGUGUCCUGGCGCUGCAAGCUGCAGCCAGACUGAAGAUGAUACCCAUUCGAUGUGUAGCGGCUACUGGAUGUUUGGACAUUCUCUCGUAUAUACAGCGUUGGUAUCAGGUUACCAGACGGAACAACGGUAGACCCUUACAGAUGAAGGAGCGGAUAGAGAGAGUCGGUAAGGGUCAUCUCUUAGAAACAAUUCAUCUAGAGGGCGCUGGUCAUUACAUUGAUGCUCCAUAUCUUCCACUAUGUCUACAAACCAUUGUAGGGGGAGAACCUCGUCUCCAUGCCUACGCGCUCAACAAGGCUUGGCGGAAGACAAUCAACUGGUUCCGAAGCAAACUGAACGUCACUGAAACGUACAGGGUAGACUGGCUAGAUUCACCAAACCACUUUGUAUCGUCAAGAAUGUAGUGUUGCUCCGUCGUAUUCUCUAUCUCUCUGUCUCUCUCAUCCCUCCUAUCUUCCCAUCCUCCCUCUCUCUUUCCCAGCCUCCUCCCUCAUUUUUCUUAUCUGUUUAUCUCAGAAUGUAUACCGGUAGCUGUAUAGAUCUUGUACUCUAAAAGAACAGCCUCUGCACAUGAAGUAAAGAAAUUGAAGAGUCUUGCAUCUGCUAAAUAUAUGUGUAUUUGAUUUAGACAUUAUAAAACAUUAUUACAGAAUAGUACGGUAUACAAUGGUUCAUUUGGCCUGGUCAAGGAAUUCACAUCAUUAAUGAGGUCAUUGCUUUGGCAUACUUAUAGCAGGGGUCAAAUAUCGUAUGGCAAGGACAAGUUAUAAUUAUUACCUACAUAGCCAUUCCCCUUUGUAACAUCAAAUGGGAAAAAAGGAAUUACUUGUUAAUACAUUGUGUACCAUUCCAUAUAAACAUGGAUUUCUUAGAAUUUAAGUCAUAAAACACAACUUAUGAUUAAAAAUUGAUGUGCAAAAAGUAUUCAUUGUUUGUGUUCCCAUGAUUAUCAUUUUAGUAUUUUAUAUGAACUUACUGUGUUAAAUGUCAUGCUUGCGUAAAGCAAAUUUUCAAAAUUGUUGGACAAUGAAUGUAAUUAUCAGUAAUCAAUCCGGCAGGAAAGUUUAAUAAAAAUUUAAUGAAAAA
Molecule: messenger RNA, 1881 nt
Organism: Strongylocentrotus purpuratus (purple sea urchin)
Lineage: Eukaryota; Metazoa; Echinodermata; Echinoidea; Camarodonta; Strongylocentrotidae
Product: peroxisomal succinyl-coenzyme A thioesterase
Exons: 5
Coding region: 42-1199 (385 amino acids)
Biological process (GO): fatty acid metabolic process; acyl-CoA metabolic process
Molecular function (GO): fatty acyl-CoA hydrolase activity
Source: RefSeq, a predicted model, not a curated record